AUGUUGCGCUUCAGUGGCUUGUCUUCGCGCCAUGGCUCUAGUCACAUCGUUCAUUCCUCCGAGUUGGCGGCGGGGCUGAUCAACACCCGCAAGCCUGAGGAGGAGCCCUUCCAGGAACAGCGAUUCAUCCCGGCGCGACGGUUCGGUGGGGAUGAGGAGAUGGCUGGUGCCAUACUGUAUCUGGCCAGACGUGCGGGUAGUUACUCCAAUGGAUCGAAUCUAGUGGCGGAUGUGGAGAGGUCAUCGGUGGUGCAGGCGACUUAUCAGACUUGUGCAGUGCAGAUGAGUUGGGGAUACGGUGGGCUAGGGCUAUAG
Molecule: messenger RNA, 315 nt
Organism: Aspergillus aculeatus ATCC 16872
Lineage: Eukaryota; Fungi; Ascomycota; Eurotiomycetes; Eurotiales; Aspergillaceae
Exons: 2
Coding region: 1-315 (104 amino acids)
Source: RefSeq, a predicted model, not a curated record